Aethina tumida (small hive beetle) is the source of this 839-nucleotide messenger RNA. RefSeq lists its product as uncharacterized. NCBI's taxonomy places the organism in Eukaryota, Metazoa, Arthropoda, Insecta, Coleoptera, Nitidulidae. Bases 128 to 832 code for a protein of 234 amino acids. The record is from RefSeq and is a predicted model, not a curated record. The transcript is spliced from 3 exons.
GUCUACAAUGACAUUAAUUUUUGGUUAAUAUGAGUGUGUACAAUUAAUUUAAAAUAGUUUGUCAUGCAUUUUGUUUAUUAUUCAUAAGUUGCAGCUUGACGUUCUACUUAACCUCAAAAACAUAGAAAUGUAUCCAAAUCAAAAACGAACAAAAAACACCACUUCAAACCCAUUUUGCGUUGUUAUUACGGACGGCCAAUAUUACUACGGGUUUUACCAAUUAAAAAAACGCCGAAUCAAACAGUGUCCUUACGUACAACCAGCAAGAACAACGUUAGUUCUAGAUUGUGUUUUUGUGCACUAUUUGAUGAAAGAAUUGGGACUAAGUGAAGUGUUUAGAGUUAGUUUUAUCGUUCACAACGAACCCCUAAUACUUAAAUUGGGACCAACGCAAACCGAUCAAAUUGACCGCAACUGGAACGAACGUGUUAGUUAUAUGGUCAGAGAACACUGCGAGUUGGAACACGCUUUGUCCUGGCUGUCGACGCUGGGCGGUGCGUUUUCCGCUUACGGUGAUUAUUUUACCAAUUGCGCCGAAAUUGCCGGCAAAAUAUCCUAUCACCAGCUGAAAAUAGCCUUAAGACUUGGCGACCCCAACGUGGCGGCCAGGUGUAGAUUAUACUUUGCCUUAAGUCUCAUACAGCAGACAAGAUUCAAGCUGGCAAGGUGGAUUAUAAGUCAUGAGUAUGAGAGAGCAAACAAACAGGUUGUAAAAGAUGUUCGGUUGCUGAAGAUGUGCAAGGGGAUUUGGUCCAAGCUGCAGCAUGAGUUUGAUUUGUACAGGAAAAGGAAUUUAGCUCAAAAAACUGUUAAUAAAUUAGUUAAGUUUUAAAACUUAA